GGAUGAUUUCUCCUCAGUGUUAUCCUCCUCCUGGACUCUUUCUCCUCGUAGGCUGUGAAGAAAGGAAACCGCCAUCAUGUCUGACAAGAAGAUGAACACGAGCCGCAGGCAUCAUCUGAAGAGUUUGAUACUGUCCAUAGCGGCCAAGUGGAUCGACGAGGAAGUGAAAGAGAUCAUAGCAGCCAAGGUGGCGUACAUGUCCGAAAACUGUCCGAAACCGAGUCUGAGCGGAGAUCAGGCCGCCCUCAUGGAAGCCUGCAAAAAGAUGCACUCCCUCAUCGAUAAAAUGGAUGAAGAGCGGUACGACCUGGAAGGCAAAGUUGGCAAAGCCGACAAAGAGAUUGAAGACCUGAGGAUCAAAAUGGUGGAUGUGGGCGGCGUGAAGAAGCCCGCUCUGAAGAAAGUCCGUAUGUCUGCAGACGCCAUGUUGAAGGCUCUUCUGGGCUCAAAACACACCGUGAACAUGGACCUGAGAGCAGGUCUGAAGCAGGUCAAGAAGGAGGUCAAAGAGGAGCCUGCAGAGGCUGCGGGUGACUGGCGUAAGAACAUCGAGGAUAAGGCCGACAGGAAGAAGAUGUUCGAGACCACCUAAAGACUUUUUAAGGAACUUUUAAUUGGAUUUUGAAGUUUUUGUUUCAUUAAAACUGUCAGUUUCA
Molecule: messenger RNA, 656 nt
Organism: Trematomus bernacchii (emerald rockcod)
Lineage: Eukaryota; Metazoa; Chordata; Actinopteri; Perciformes; Nototheniidae
Product: troponin I, fast skeletal muscle-like
Exons: 7
Coding region: 77-592 (171 amino acids)
Biological process (GO): muscle contraction
Cellular component (GO): troponin complex
Source: RefSeq, a predicted model, not a curated record